GUUAAAAAAAAAAAGUAUUUAUUGCUUAGACCCAAUUUUCUUUUCUUUCUUUUUUUUUUUUUUGUAUGCUGUCUCUCCCUUGAGAUCGUGCACUCCUUGAGAGCAGGUGUUUUGCUUCUUUUUGUAGGCUUAGUGCUUAGUACAGUGCCUGGCACAUUAGCACACAUCAAUAAAUGUUUAUUGGUUAAUUGACUGAUCUCUAUUUCCAGAGAAACAAAAGAAGAGAAAUAGUCUUUGACUUUUGAUGAGACUUACUGCAGAAGAUGAGUUUCAAGGUAACGGUUUGCCUUGGGAUAGAACUUCAAAGGGCUGUCUGAUUUUUUCCCCAGGUGCCCAAGGUGGUUCAGUUGCCAAGACCCUCCUGGAAGAUGGGACGUUCAGAGUCCGUGUGGUGACUCGAAAUCCCCAGCAGAAAGCUGCCAAACAUCUGAAGCAUCAAGGAGCAGAGGUGGUACAAGGAGACCAGAACGAUGAGAAGAGCCUGGAGCCGGCUCUGGCAGGGGCUUAUGCAGCUUUCAUCGUGACCAACUACUGGGAGAAUCUCGACCAAGAGCAGGAGAUUAAGCAGGGAAAACUCCUAGCUGAUCUGUCCAAGCGCCUGGGCUUGAGUUACGUGGUCUACAGUGGACUGGAGAAUGUGAAGAAGUUGACGGGUGGCCAGCUGAUAGUCAGGCACUUUGAUGGCAAAGGAGAAGUUGAGGAAUACUUCCGGGCUUUGGAUGUGCCAAUGAUCAGUGUCCGGCUUCCCUGCUACUUUGAAAACCUUCUCACCUACUUCCUACCCCAGAAAGCCCCUGAUGGAAAUGGCUACUUGCUGAGUCUGCCCAUGGGUGAUGUCCCAAUGGAUGGAAUGGCAGUGGCUGACCUGGGUCCUGUGGUGCUCAGCCUGCUGAAGUCCCCAGAAGGCUACGUGGGUCGAAACAUUGGACUGAGCACCUGCAAGCAUACAGCCACAGAGUAUGCUUCCCUUCUCUCUAAAUACACUGGGAAAACUGUGCAUGAUGCCAAGACCUCACCUGAGGAUUAUGAGAAGCUUGGCUUCCCUGGGGCACAGGAGCUGGCCAACAUGUUCCGGUUCUAUACCAUGAAUCCAGACCGAGAUGUGGAAUUGACCUUCAAACUCAACCCCAAAGCCAGAACUCUGGAACAGUGGUUGGAAGAGAAUAAAAAGGCUUUUGCAGACCUAUGAAUACUUCUACUGCUACCUUCCCAUCACCACCACCUUAGCCCAGUAUCUUAGCAAUUAGCCCCUGCUGGCUUGUUUUGUUCAUUGUUUUAUGGCUAUUGUACUUAACCCUGUAGUUUCUAAAAUAAAAUGCUUUCUUUCUA
Messenger RNA from Gracilinanus agilis (Agile Gracile Mouse Opossum), 1329 nucleotides. It is a transcript of the gene NMRAL1, whose product is annotated as NmrA like redox sensor 1. The transcript has 4 exons. The record is from RefSeq and is a predicted model, not a curated record. Bases 245 to 1189 code for a protein of 314 amino acids. Lineage: Eukaryota; Metazoa; Chordata; Mammalia; Didelphimorphia; Didelphidae.